Frankliniella occidentalis (western flower thrips) is the source of this 1510-nucleotide messenger RNA. Its product is annotated as zinc finger protein 771-like. Gene Ontology annotation, cellular component: nucleus. The transcript is spliced from 3 exons. Bases 1 to 1131 code for a protein of 376 amino acids. The record is from RefSeq and is a predicted model, not a curated record. NCBI's taxonomy places the organism in Eukaryota, Metazoa, Arthropoda, Insecta, Thysanoptera, Thripidae.
AUGUCGGUGGCGGUGUGGUCGCUCAAUGCCGAGCUCGGUACAGGGUCUGUACGAAAAUCCUUCGACUGGGAAGAGAAUCCUGAGAUAAAGGCCGAGACGCUCGCGGUCGACCACGGCGAUGAUCCCAAUGCUCGUGUCAACAGCGAGCAGCUGAGGCUUGUGGUCACUGGGUGCUACUCGCUCCGCGGCCGCCGCGAGCACGACCCCGAGGACAUCGCAGACAGCAAAUCCUUGGAGGGCAACGAAGGGGACAGUCAGCAAUUGGCGGAUGCCGACUCCGGUACACCACCUGUACGAGAAUCCUUCGACUGGGAGGAGAAUCCGGAGAUCAAGGCCGAGACGGGCGCUGUCGACCACGGCGAUGAUCCCAAUGCUGGCGUCAAGGACGAGCAGCUGAGGCUAGUGGUCACUGGGUGCUACUCGCUCCGCGGCCGCCGCGAACAAGACCCCGAGGACAUUGCCGACAGCAGGACCUUGGAGGGCGACGCAGGGGACAGUCAGCAAUCGGCGGGUAGCGAACUGGCAUCGAACGGCGACCCCAGUGACUCCCGCAAGAACGAAGCACCUGCUGUCGAGGCGAAGCAGAAUGGUGCAGAACGGAGCGUACAUACUGUUGAGAAACCGUACCAAUGCGACAUCUGCAAGCAUUGUUUUCCGGUCAAAAGGACCCUUGUUGCACACAUCAGGACACACACUGGGGAGAGAUCUUAUGAGUGUGACUUCUGUAAGCAGCGUUUUGCUAUAAAAAAAACUCUUGUCGAUCACAUCAGGACACACACUGGUGAGAGACCUUACCAGUGCGACAUAUGCGAGCAGGGUUUUGCUGUCAAAUGUAACCUUGUCGCACACAUGAGGACGCACACUGGGGAGAGACCGUACAAUUGUGACUUCUGUAAGCAGCGUUUUGUUGAAAAAGGUGCCCUCAAUAAACACAUCAGGACUCACACUGGGGAGAGACCUUUCCAGUGCGACAUCUGCAAUCAUAGUUUUUCUGCAAAACGUACGCUUGAGAGGCACAUCAGGACACACACUGGGGAGAGACCUUACCAGUGCGACAUCUGCAAGCAACAAUUUAAACAAAAAUCUCACCUUGUAAGACACCUAAAAACACACUCUUUGGAAAAGGCAUAGUAAUGCAGCCGAUGGGAAAAAUGGAUUACACUUGAAUCAAAAGUUAUCGAUUUUAAUACUUAUAUACUAACCGCAGUUAAAUCACGUUGGAGAUCUUUGUUAGGCAAGUAAAAUUAUGUCUGAACCACGAUAUAGCCAAGGUAUUUCGUUCAACUGUCUUUUCUGAAAGAUAACGGCUCAUAAUAUGUGAACUCUGGUCUUUUGUACCCUUCUAGUGUAUUUCAAUAAGUCUCGAAUCAUUGUAUUUUGCGUUCUUUACUGAUGUGGCCAUUUUGUGUCGAAGAUUUAACCAAUUUUGUCAAUUUCAUUAUGAAGAAGCAUUUAGUUUACAUUUUUUUUGGUUGCAAUGUGUUGAUGUAAAUCAUUUGAAAUAUGCAAC